AUGCCAACCAACGCCAGCGUCGACCGGGCCCUGGCAGCCAUCGCUAAAGAUGAAUCGAAGAAACUCGGCGUGAUAGUGAAUGGGAAAUCGAUUACGACAGGGCAAUACAUUCCACGAGCAGAAGCCCAAACCGCACCCCAAAUCUCCCUCCCCACCGCCUCCCCCUCACAAAAAUACCUCCUCAUAGCCCUCGACCUCGACGCCCCCUUCCAAUCCUGGCGCGGCCUCGGCCCCAUCCUCCACUGCAUCCAGCCGGGCCUCACACUCUCCCCCAACAACAACGAACUCACAACAACCGACCCCUUCAUAGCGAACUACAUCGGCCCCGCCCCACCGCCCGGCAGCGGCCCGCAUCGGUAUAGCUUCUAUCUCUUCAAACAGCCGGAGAACUUCGACGGGAAGAAAUACGCACCGCCGGAUGGGAAGAAUUUGGGGAAUAUGUCGCGGAUGAGGUUUGAUCUCGAUGCGUGGAUGAGUAAAGCCGGGUUAGAAGACGCCAUUGCGGCGAAUUAUUUCACGAGUAGUUAA
Zasmidium cellare ATCC 36951 is the source of this 528-nucleotide messenger RNA. RefSeq lists its product as uncharacterized. Gene Ontology annotation, biological process: regulation of proteolysis; regulation of Ras protein signal transduction. NCBI's taxonomy places the organism in Eukaryota, Fungi, Ascomycota, Dothideomycetes, Mycosphaerellales, Mycosphaerellaceae. The transcript has 2 exons. The record is from RefSeq and is a predicted model, not a curated record. Gene Ontology annotation, molecular function: phospholipid binding; peptidase inhibitor activity. Bases 1 to 528 code for a protein of 175 amino acids.